AACAUAUUCCUAUCUCCCACUCUUAAAACUAUACAUUGAUAUAUUCCACUCCACCACCCAAUUUACACAUCUUUCCACACGCUCGCAACAGCUUUCAUUGAAUACAUGUCACAGAUGCCUCUCCGUCGAAGAAUUCCGGUCAGCCGGAGAAUCAGACCACCUCAUCCGUCACCUUCUACUCACCGGAAAGUAGCAACUCAUCGAUCGUCAUAUUGGAAGAAGCAAUAUUCGAAAUCAAUCAACAGAUGCAACUCCGAGCCUACUCUGUUGGUCGCUGGUAUCUCUCUCGCCGAUGCUGGUGUUGAUGUCGGAGAUGAUCAUCGGUAUAUGACUCCGCCAGGUGACAGUUGCUCGAUUUUUCGAACUCGGAUCUCUACAGAUGUAUUCUCGUCGUCUCCUGAGUUAUUGCCUAAUUCGCCUGAAAAAAGUAAGAGUUACAACAAAGAUGCAAAAGUUGUGGUUAAGGUAAUGGUUGAGGGAAGCCCGGGACCCAUUCGAGCUUUGGUGAAAUUGGGUUCGAGUGUUGACGAGACAAUAAGACUUGUUAUGAACAAAUAUAAUGCCGAAGGAAGGAGUCCUCGAAUUCAUCAAGAUGUCACCUCUUCCUAUGAGUUGCAUCACUCGUAUUUUAGUCUUAAACGUCUGGAUAAAUCAAAUAUGAUCGGAGAGAUUGGGAGUAGAAGUUUCUAUAUGCGUAAGAGUGUGAAUGACAAGGAAGAUAUGUGUUCUAACGGCUCUGUUGAUUUAAAGAUUGUUGAGUCUACUACAAACGAUUCUCCAACUUUGACUUUGAAUAUUUUCUUGAGAGGACUUGUAUGUCAACAAUUCAAGAAAAUAAUAACAAUGACGAAUAAGAUUUGGAGGUUCUUGGGUUGUUUUGAUGGAUGAUUUUCGAUCAAAUAAAGAUAUGUACAUAUUGUUACUAAAAUUUUAGAAGACAAAAAUCGUUUCUACAUAUGGUAAUCUACACAAUUAAGUAUGAAUGAAGAAUGAAUUAUUCUUCACUUCUUCUUAACCUUGGAUAUGUAAUAAUCCGAAACUUUGGAUUUGAUAUUACACCAAAAAAUAGGUUAGUGUCACUCAGACCUAUUAUUCUAUAUACAAUACAUAGAGUUCCAUAAAUAUAAGGUUAUGAGGAGGUUACAUGUAGGAGCCUUACAUCUACCGGGGGUAAAGAGUUUACUUCCAUAAAAAGAUCUAGAGGAUAAAGUAACAAGCAGAUAAAAAAAUCAUUUACACAAAAUGGAUCAAUAGAGUAUAAAGCAAACAAGGAGGU
Molecule: messenger RNA, 1276 nt
Organism: Lactuca virosa
Lineage: Eukaryota; Viridiplantae; Streptophyta; Magnoliopsida; Asterales; Asteraceae
Source: the annotation of a GenBank genome assembly